GUCAUGAUUCAAGCAAAGCAGGCCUUCACCUACUACGAGCCAGAGAAGAAGGUUGUCUCACGCUCGGGCGAUGAGUGUGUGGUUGCGGCAAUUGACCAGUGGUAUUUGAAGUAUGGGGAGGAGACUUGGCGCGGGCAGAUUGAGGGCCAUCUUCGUAGCUCCAACUUCGUGAGCUACAAUGACCGCAUCAAGGAGUCAUUCGAAGAUGCCAUUGGCUGGUUGAAGGAGUGGGCAUGCAGCCGUUCCUUUGGCUUGGGCACACAGGUUCCCUGGGAUGAGCAGUUCGUCAUUGAGUCCCUGUCGGACUCUACCAUCUACAUGGCUUACUACACAGUUGCCCAUUUGCUGCAUGGAGAGGAGAACCUGGACGGCAAGAAAGGCAGCCCAGAAAAGAUCAAGGCAGAGGACUUGACGGACGAAGUAUGGGACUUUGUGUUCUUGAACGGGCCCUUGCCCAAGAAGAGCAAGAUUCCACAGAAGCUUCUGGAGAAAAUGCAGAAGGAGUUCAGGUUUUGGUAUCCUAUGGACCUGCGUGUCUCUGGCAAAGACUUGAUUCAAAACCAUUUGACAAUGGCUCUUUACAACCAUGCCUGUGUUUGGGAGAAGGAGCCAGACCUUUGGCCCAAAAGCUUCUUUUGCAACGGCUGGCUGCUGGUGAACAAUGAAAAGAUGUCAAAGUCGAAAGGAAACUUCUUCACCGUUGAUGAGAUUAUCAAACUGUACUCCGCGGACACAGUUCGGCUGGCUAUGGCAAAUUCUGGAGAUACUCUGGAGCCUGCCAACUUUGACCAAUCGGUUUGCAACAAAGCGGUGCUGACAUUGGCAGUCUUUCUGGACCUCAUGAAAUCGCUGGUCAGCGGCAACGAACUGCUUGACACAGGAGCAGAGAACGCCCGGUUUGUCGAUGUGUGGUUUGCAAACGAGAUCAAUCGCUUGGUGCAAGAGGGUAAGAAGUUCUACGAAACCAUGUACUAUCGAGAAGCUCUCCGCACGUGCUACUUCGAGUUCACCUCCAUGUUUGACCAGUAUCGAGACAUCUGCAAGGCUGCAGGCAUGGCGCCAAACAAAGCUUUGACCAUGAGGUACUUGGAGUGGCAGAUGAUCGUCCUCUCGCCCAUUUGCCCUCACUUCUGCGAACAUGGUUGGUCGACUGUCUUGGGCAAGUCGGGCUCUGUCCUGGAUGCGAGGUUCCCUGAGCCCACGAAGCCUGUGGAAACCUCUCUCACCAAGCAAGGGGACUACAUGUUCAACAAGGUUCCUCAUGACUUCAUCAAGCUGUUGGAGAAAGCCUCCAAGGGAGGAACCAUGAAAUCCGCUGUGGUUUAUGUCGCGAAGGAGUACCCUGAGUGGAAGAAGCCUCUUGUUUAGCAGAAGGUAUGCAUUCCUGAAGCAGCAUGGACCAAUGAAGCCUUGUGAUGCCAUUUGCUCCUCCCAGGACAGUGCUGGCAAAGUUGUCGCCAUGUCCUCAGAGCAUGGAGCAAGGGGGGCCCUGCUAGCAAAGCACACACUGGCAAGAUGUCCUAGGACAUCCUAGGUAUUUAACUUUCACUAAGUGCUCUCAUGAUUGUUGUUCUGAUUCUUGCAUAUCAGGCAUGUUAUCAGCAUUGUGUAAGCAGGGUGCUCCAUGGAUGUGAACUGAUAUUCAAGCCGGCCAUGUAACGGCUGCAAGGGAUUCGAGGAGUAGCAUGGGUCGCCGUUUCGUCAUCUGUCCUGGUCUCUGUGAGUGCCACAGUUUCUAUUUGGGCUCUUCAAGUCGCAAGCCCUUUGGCCUUUGAAGGCCUUCAUCAAUUGAGGACAACUGAACAGUUGCAAACAUUUGGUGCUGAAAACUGAAGCCCGCCUCGGGCUCGACAACUGCUCCCUCUCUCUCUCUGUGCACAUGUGUAAUGUACUCACCAGUGGCAUGUCCAGGCUGAAAUUUCAUUUGCCAUCUUACGCAAUCCGACAUAAUUGCUCUUGCGCUUCAACGCAGGUGCAAUUCACAAAGUGUGCAUUGAAGUUCAAUGAACAAAGAGUGCACUUCUUGAAGUGCAAUGAUGCUGAUGCUUUUCAUAGACAAUUCCACUGCUCGUUCAGCUGAGCGACCAUGAAGUCCAGAAGCCCAUGUGGCUUUUCAAAAGAAUGGCUCCACUAGAUGGGUCGCCACCAGCAAGCUCUUCACGCACUUUCUUAUGCACGGUUUUUGUGUGUUCACCAUUACGCUGCGUUGUGUGAUUUCCACUCCUGUAGCACCAGAAAGAGUGCCCAAACAUUGUGCACGUUUUGCUGUACUACAAAUUUGCUUUUCGCAUGAUUUCCAUGGCAGCUCACUGCUGCCGAAAUGUGUCUGAAAGGUCCUACUACAUAUUUGCAAGCUACCGCCUGCGAUCGACGUCCCAGAGCGGUUUUUUCACAAAAGUGGUGUUUGUUAGCAUCACAUGGCGGGCUGUUGUCGCAACAUAGUUUUAGGUGAGCCCAGGGCUUACCAGUCACCUACCUGUGACCGGAUGGCUCAAGCUGUUCGUGAUCAAGUACUUUGAGUAAGGCUUUGCGAGCACAGUUUGGUUUCAUUUCUAGUUCCUUCUGCUAUACUAUACUUCGGUUGGGUUCCAACACAGCUUUGCCUUUAGUGAUGUACCUUGUUGUGUUGCACGUUGCUUCUUCCAGACUUCACAAUCAAUCUUGCUUGCUUGUGAACAAGUGCGGUCUUGUUCUUAUUAUAAGCUCGUCAGCCUGACUCAUUGCUUUCCAAAGGGCAGUAAGACAGAAGGGG
Messenger RNA from Durusdinium trenchii, 2752 nucleotides. The record is from the annotation of a GenBank genome assembly. Lineage: Eukaryota; Dinophyceae; Suessiales; Symbiodiniaceae.